Phycomyces blakesleeanus NRRL 1555(-) is the source of this 1043-nucleotide messenger RNA. RefSeq lists its product as hypothetical. The transcript has 8 exons. Gene Ontology annotation, biological process: protein farnesylation; protein geranylgeranylation. Gene Ontology annotation, cellular component: CAAX-protein geranylgeranyltransferase complex; cytoplasm; protein farnesyltransferase complex. Gene Ontology annotation, molecular function: protein farnesyltransferase activity; CAAX-protein geranylgeranyltransferase activity. Bases 32 to 943 code for a protein of 303 amino acids. Lineage: Eukaryota; Fungi; Mucoromycota; Mucoromycetes; Mucorales; Phycomycetaceae. The record is from RefSeq and is a predicted model, not a curated record.
AAAUAAACUCAAGUACUUUUUUCUUACUUUCAUGAGUGAUUCUUUCUAUAGCAAGAAGCCUGAGUGGGCUGACAUUACGCCAGUUCCCCAAGAUGAUGGACCAAAUCCUCUCGUUCCCAUUGCUUAUUCUUCUGACUACAAAGAUGCCAUGGACUAUUUCCGUGCUGUAAGCAAAAAUGACGAAAGAUCCCCUCGCGUUCUCGAAUUGAUUGCAGCAAUUAUUGAAAUGAACCCAGCUCAUUACACUGUUUGGCAAUAUCGUCAGAAAGUGCUGUUUACACUUGGCUCUGACCUCAACAAAGAGCUUGAAUAUAUUGAUUCUAUUGCUGAAAACCAGUCAAAGAACUACCAGAUUUGGCACCAUAGACAAGUGGUCGUAGAAAAAUUAGGAAAUGGUGACAAGGAACUGGAAUUUAUCAAUGAGAUUCUUGAAGGAGAUUCCAAAAAUUACCAUGCAUGGUCUUACAGACAAUGGGUUGUUGCACAUUUUGACAAAUGGGAUGAAGAACUAAGUUUUACAGAUGACAUGUUGGUUUUUGAUAUCCGUAAUAACUCUGCUUGGAAUUAUCGUCAUUUUGUUUUGUCAAAUCGUCCUCGCAAAGUAACAUUAGAAGAACUUGAAGAUGAGAUUGAGUUCUCAAAGAAGAAGAUUGCAUUGGCACCCAACAACCCAAGCAGUUGGGCAUACCUGUCAUCGAUAUUGGAAAAGGCUAAAAAACAAUUGGCUGAGAUGAAAGGGUUCUUGGAGUCUUUGCGUGAAAAGGAAAUCACUUCUCCUCAUCUCUGGUCAAUGUAUAUUGAUAUGUAUGAGCAAAAUGCUGUCCGGGAUAAGAAACCAAUUGACCCCGAAGCUAUCGAGAUGUGCGACCGCUUGGCAAACACAUUUGACGCAAUUCGACAAAAUUAUUGGAAUUACAAGAAAUCAAAAUUGAUGUUGCUGUAAAGGAAAGAGAGGGGAAAAGGUGAAAAAAAGAAAAGAGAUUAUUGUGGGUUAUUAAGAAAAAUAAAAAAAUAAAGCAAAACCUCUUGAAGUUAAUUAUAUC